GGCAUCUCAGAGGGGAGUGAAUUGUGGCCAUGGCUGAAGCCAGGAACUUCCCAAACCCCAAUGAGAUUACAGCACUGAAAGCCAAAUCCACCCCACAGCAGGGAAGCACUGGACGAUGGGGACAGACGCGCCCGGACAAGACUUGGAAGUAUGUCUGCCUGGCCAUGUUCCUGACACUGCUGCUCAUGCUCAUUAUCCUCUGUGUGGUUCUGUCCAAAGUCUUGAAGAGGACAAAGCAGGUGCAGAGGGAAGUCAUUCAACUGAACAAAAAAGUGACUCAGGGACUGGGGGACGCCAGGCAUGACCUGGACUUCAUCCGGGGUGAAAUGUUCCGGCAAAUGAAGGCUGUACUGGCGGGCAAUGAAUCCUCAUGUGAGCCCUGCCCCCUGGACUGGAAGUUCUUUCAGGGCUCCUGCUACUUUUUCUCCCUGGACAACCUCACCUGGACGCAGGCUAAUGAUUCUUGUGCCCGGAAGCAAGCUCACCUGGUUAUCAUCAACAGCCGAGCAGAACAGGACUUCCUGACGUCAACUGAACAGGGGACAUCCUGGAUAGGCCUCUUCAAAGAGAGCCAGAAAGGAAACCACAGGUGGACAGAUGGCUCAACCCCCACCUACACCAACUGGGAGUCCAAGGAGCUACAUGAUAAUGGAAGUUCCCCAGCCUGCAUGAUUAUACACAACUAUGGAUACUGGAGGAACUUCUCUUGUGAAUCAGACAGAUUUGCCUUCAUUUGUGAGAGGCGGCAAGACUGCUAAGCCUUAUACUCCAACCCUGGGACUGAUGUAGAACCCUUGAUAAACAGCCUCAAGCCCCAUUCCUGCCUUCUCUGGGUUCUGAGCUCACAGAGGCAACGAGAGAGGACAUUUCUCCAAAGCCUAGGUCCUUUUCUUGGCAUUGGGCUUGCUCACCUUUGAUUUCCUUUCCCAAUUUCUGCUGAGUGGAAGGAAUGCCCCAGAAGCCGUCUGGGGCCCAUCCCUGCAGGAGGAUGAUAAUUCUUAACUUUGAUUAAAUCCAGACUUGGCCAUGAUCUUGCUUGGGCCAGUGAAAUGUGGUGGGAAUUGACAUGUGCCACUGUUAAGCAGGAACCUCAAGAGCCUCGUGUGGGUCUGCCAUCUUUGUUUUGUUCUUGUCACAAGACCAGCUUCUUCCCAGAGAGGGCAACUCCUUCAUAUAUGGUCCUGCAGUGAAGAAGACCCCCUCAAGCAGAGCAUCUACUGACCCAUAAACAUGACCAAGAAGUGAAGUUCUGUGGUUGUUGGCCACUAAGAUUUUGAGGUCACCAGUUGUUACUGCAGCAUAUUUAACUUACGCUGACUGAUACAGGGGACCAAGCUCUGUUUCAUAAAAUCCCCAGAUCUGGGGCGUUCUUCCAACACAAGAAGCCUGAAGCUUGUGGCUACGGGGUGAUUGGGUCCCUCACAUUCAUUCAACAUUACCGUUACCUCAGCUAGUCUCUCCAGUUUCUCCUCAGCAUCUCUUGCUGCUCCAGUCUCCUCUCUGGUUCCCAGUGAUAUUGUUCUAAGACAACCCCAAAGCCCCUUCACAGUCUGCCCACUUCCCUUUCUUCAUGCCCUUCACACUUCCAUGUGUUUGCUCUUGUAGAUUUCUCUGCCUGGAAUGCUCCCUGCCCCUGACUUCCUGUGAACCACUUCCUCAUCCUCCUUUGG
Messenger RNA from Hyaena hyaena (striped hyena), 1670 nucleotides. Its product is annotated as C-type lectin domain family 4 member G-like. The transcript has 7 exons. Lineage: Eukaryota; Metazoa; Chordata; Mammalia; Carnivora; Hyaenidae. Bases 30 to 758 code for a protein of 242 amino acids. The record is from RefSeq and is a predicted model, not a curated record.